AUGUUCAUUAACCGCUGAUUAUUCUCAACCAACCAUAAAGAUAUCGGCACCCUGUACUUGCUGUUUGGUGCCUGAGCUGGCAUAGUAGGGACAGCCCUAAGCCUGCUGAUUCGCGCCGAAUUAGGUCAACCUGGGACCCUGCUCGGAGAUGACCAAAUCUACAACGUAGUUGUAACCGCACACGCAUUUGUAAUAAUUUUCUUCAUAGUAAUGCCAAUCAUAAUUGGGGGAUUUGGCAACUGACUUGUCCCUCUAAUAAUUGGUGCUCCCGACAUAGCAUUCCCCCGAAUAAACAAUAUAAGCUUCUGACUCCUCCCUCCCUCUUUCCUACUACUUCUAGCAUCAUCUAUAGUUGAAGCUGGAGCAGGGACAGGUUGAACCGUAUACCCCCCUUUAGCAGGUAACCUAGCCCACGCAGGAGCCUCGGUAGAUCUAACCAUCUUCUCUCUGCACUUAGCAGGUGUCUCCUCAAUUCUAGGGGCUAUUAAUUUUAUUACAACAAUUAUCAAUAUAAAACCUCCUGCAAUAUCACAAUACCAAACCCCUUUAUUCGUGUGAUCCGUAAUAAUCACCGCCGUGCUAUUACUCCUUUCACUUCCUGUGCUAGCAGCUGGCAUUACAAUGCUACUAACAGAUCGAAACCUAAACACAACUUUCUUUGAUCCAGCGGGGGGAGGAGAUCCUAUUCUAUACCAACACUUAUUUUGAUUCUUCGGACACCCUGAAGUAUAUAUUCUCAUUUUACCCGGGUUCGGUAUAAUCUCCCACAUUGUAACCUACUACUCAGGAAAAAAGGAACCAUUCGGAUACAUAGGAAUAGUUUGAGCCAUAAUAUCAAUUGGGUUUCUGGGCUUUAUCGUAUGGGCCCAUCACAUAUUUACAGUUGGAAUAGACGUCGAUACACGAGCCUACUUCACAUCAGCCACUAUGAUUAUUGCCAUCCCAACUGGAGUAAAAGUCUUUAGCUGACUAGCAACACUUCACGGAGGUAAUAUCAAAUGAUCUCCCGCUAUAAUGUGAGCCCUAGGCUUCAUCUUUCUUUUUACAGUAGGAGGCUUGACCGGAAUUGUCCUAGCUAACUCUUCCCUCGACAUCGUUCUCCACGACACGUACUAUGUUGUAGCACACUUUCACUAUGUCCUAUCAAUAGGAGCUGUGUUCGCCAUUAUAGGAGGAUUUGUACAUUGAUUUCCACUGUUCUCAGGCUAUACCCUAAACGACACUUGAGCCAAAAUCCACUUCGCAAUCAUAUUCGUAGGUGUCAAUAUGACUUUCUUUCCACAACACUUCUUAGGACUGUCCGGUAUACCACGACGUUACUCCGAUUACCCAGAUGCAUACACAAUAUGAAAUACCAUUUCAUCAAUGGGCUCAUUUAUUUCUCUGACAGCGGUCAUACUGAUAGUCUUUAUUAUCUGAGAGGCAUUCGCAUCCAAACGAGAAGUCUCAACUGUAGAUCUAACCACAACAAACCUGGAAUGACUAAAUGGAUGCCCUCCACCAUAUCAUACAUUCGAAGAACCUACGUAUGUUAACCUAAAAUAA
This is a messenger RNA of Bubalus bubalis (water buffalo), 1545 nucleotides long. The record is from the annotation of a RefSeq genome assembly. Lineage: Eukaryota; Metazoa; Chordata; Mammalia; Artiodactyla; Bovidae.